AGACCGCGAUAACAUGCGCGUCCUCUCCUUAAUCCCGGCCGCCGCGGCGCUCGUGCCGAGCAGCCAGCCCAAGGCGCCCCAGGCCCAACGAGCGGCCACGCUCGAAGCCGCGCCCGUCGCGACGGAGGCGCGCGACCUCACGGGCAACAUCCCCGACUGCCCGGCGACGAUCUGGGACGCCGACAACGUCAACAUUGUCGAGGCCAGGCAGAACCAGCAACCGCUCCCGGAGCAGUGCCCCUCGGAAAGAAUCAGCAAUGGUAACGAGGGCGUCGAGUACUUCCGCGAACACAGCGAGGACAUCCUGGCGGAACUCGAGAAGACGGGCUGCAUCUGGUUCCGUGGUUUUGAUCUGAUGAAGACCGAACAAGGUUUCAGGCAGUUCUACGAGGCCGUCGGGCUCGACCCUUGUUUAGAUCCGAUCCACACCUCCGGCUUGCGGUCUUUCGCGUCCCAGGAGGACGCGAUCUACGAGGAGGUCAACAAGGAGUCCCUGUCGAGGCACUACAUCGGCCUCCACCAAGAGAGUACCCAUAAGAAAACAGCGACCUAUGGAGCUUUUGUGUGCUUCAAACCGGCGACGGUCGAGGGCGGCGAGUUCUUCAUCGCCGACGCGGCGAAGAUCGCGCGCGAUUUGGAUGCGGACGUAGCGCAACGGAUCUACGACCGGAAGAUCCGCAUCUCGGUCUCGAACCUGGAUAUGGACUUCCUCGAGGGCGCCGACUUUGAUAUCAAUUUACCUGAUGUUAUUGUUGACAAGACGGGCCUGCCGAAGAAGACGGAGGUGCGACUCAAGGAGCCCAUCAUGGAAGGAGCUAGAGUCUUAGUGGACAAGUUAGUGGCCCCGAAAUUCGAUAUGGAUUUGGAAAUGAAGUACGGCGCCGACGGCAAGCCGAUGCGCAUGCAAGCCAUCGAGCAGAUUGCCUCGCCCUUCAACCGCCACCCCGUGACGGGCGAGUUGCUCUGGUUCUGCAACAUCCACAACCACGCGCGCUACUUACGUGAUAGGCGGCCUUGUACGGUCCCCGAGGUCGGGAUGACGGAGGUCUUUUACGGGGAUUUAUCUCCCAUUCCUUCUGCCGACUUGGACCACAUCAACGAGGUCUCGCAGAAGAACAUCCGGGACAUCCCCAUGCAGCCCGGCGACGUGCUGUUGUGCGACAACUACCGUGUCUUGCAUGGUAGGAACGUGUUCAAGGGCGACCGGUACCACGCGGUGUCCUGGUUCGGCGGUCUUGUUAAAGAUAGACCGGCGGACUUCGACGACUCGAACGAGAACUCCAAGCCCGGCGACCUGCUGAACAAGUUCGUCAACAAGUUCCUCGUGGAUUCGUUCUAGGCUGGGUUCCUUUUGCGUAAGGUUGGGGUUUGCGCGAGUCUUUGUCUCUGGG
Pelagomonas calceolata is the source of this 1391-nucleotide messenger RNA. Lineage: Eukaryota; Pelagophyceae; Pelagomonadales; Pelagomonadaceae. The record is from the annotation of a GenBank genome assembly.